Macadamia integrifolia is the source of this 3977-nucleotide messenger RNA. RefSeq lists its product as uncharacterized. NCBI's taxonomy places the organism in Eukaryota, Viridiplantae, Streptophyta, Magnoliopsida, Proteales, Proteaceae. The record is from RefSeq and is a predicted model, not a curated record. The coding region runs from base 587 to 3766 and encodes 1059 amino acids. The transcript has 4 exons.
UUUAUUUUUUUAGAUUUUGUUUUUAAAAAAUUUUGUUCCAAAAGCAAGGAAGUUGGAGAGAAUCUAGAAUACCCAUUUCUUUCACUUCCUCGAACACCCAGAAAUAAAUAAAUAAUAAGAAAUCAGAGGGAGAGAAGAGGAGAAGAAAAAGCAGAGAAUAAAACGAGACCGGAUGUUGACAAAUUUUAUGUCACUGUUCUUAGAAGGUCGUUUGAUUGUAAGGAGAUUUCUUAUCUGGGAUCUCUCUCCGCUUCUUCUUUCAGAGACUGGCCCAGCAGAUCGAAAUCUCCUUCUUUCCAUCUAUCUGAUGACGAUCUAAGAUCCUCUAAUGGCGUUUCAGAAAUACCCACUUCGUUGUUUUCUUUUUUCAAGUCCUUCUGCUCUGUUUUCUUCUACCUGUGAUUCCUCGGGUUGUUCCGGUUCUUAUUUUGCUACAGGUGGGCUGCGAGUGUCAGGAGGAGACUGUGAAUUUUCAUGGACAGAGUUGGGUUUCUUGGUCGUCGUCGGGUCGUCGAGUUCCUGUUAAGUCCGCAGCGUAUUUUCGAAGAGGGUUGAUGUAGGAUGUGGGUCUGAGUAAUUGCCAGGAAUGGGAACAAAAGUACACUGUAAGAGAUACAUGCCAGAAUAUUACUCCAUGAGGGACCUUAAUGUGGAUGCUAACAAUGGUAGCUGGCCUGUAUAUUAUGAUGAUGAAACCUUGAAGAAUGGACAGUACUACAAUGCUUUCUUGCCGAGGCAUUCUACAGAUCUAUAUUUGGGUUAUGAUAAGGAAAUGAUGAAGCAGACAAUGCUUAAGCAUGAAGCCAUAUUCCGGGAUCAGGUCUUUGAACUCCACCGUCUUUAUAAGAUUCAACAAGACUUGAUGGAUGAACUUAAAAGAAAGGAAGUCAACAAAUAUACGGUUUCUAUGGAGCCAAUGCAAUCAAGUCCCUUUCCAUCUCAAAUGCCAUCAGAAGUUGUCCAAAAGAUGUGGCAAAACCUUACAAUAAGACCCUCUGAUUCAGGGACUGAAAACAUUGAGUCUGCUUUCAGUUCUAUAAAAGAAAAUAACAAGCAAGCAUGUCCUUUUCCAGCUCAAAAUAGAGGCAGCUCAAAGGUAUCCAAGCUCCCAAGAAAAAGGAUUGAUCUCCAACUUCCAGCUGAUGAGUACAUUGAUAGUGAAGAAGGGGAACCGAUUGAAGAAGAGAAACUUUCUAAUCAUAGUGUUGCACUCAAGAGUGAUGUAAAGUUGUGUCUUGGCAAUGGUGGUAACCCUAAUGAUACAAUAUGUAGUUUGAGAGCUGAUUCAUGUUUAUGGAGCACUGAUGGAUUGGCUGAUUUGAAUGAGCCCAUCCAGGUUGAUGAAGCGACAUCUUCGGCUUCUGUUGAUUUUGUGGGCCCCUUAAACUCCAAUGGAGAGGUUCAUCUGCGUGUUCUGCCUGGAAAACCAAAUUCAGGGAUCCUUGGGUUGCCAGGGGAAUUAUUCCAAAAUUCCCAAAGGGGAAGGUGUAAUGGUACCUGCUCAAGCACUCUACUUUUAGAGAGUGAAGGAAACAAACCAGAAUGGCUAUCCUAUAAUCCUGAAGCUGGGCAAAGUAGAAGUAGCCUCAGUUCUUUAUCUCAGAGUUUCAGUCCAGAAAAAUUUCCUACACUAUCUGAACCAGUACAGGUUGACCUUAAGAGAUCACAUGAACUUCCAGCAUUUCUCCGAUCUGAUCAGAUUUCAAGAGAGCCAUGGAGAGAAAGGGCAAGUUGUACUGCAGAAAUCUCUGAAAGAAAUAGCCCUGCUAAUAACUAUCCUGGAUCAGUGGUGGCUUCCCAUGUUCCUUUUCAAUAUCCAAUCAUCAAUCAGUUUGAUGCGUCCCGAUCACCAUCUGUUUCAUCCUGUAGAAAGGCAAUGAGUUGCCUGAGCCAGAAUGCGGUAGCGGUUCAAGCACUCCCAUGCAUUGUGUCAAGUAGGAGCUCCAACGUGUCUAUCCAAGGCUCUGGGAUUAUUGGAGAUAAAUGGAGUCUUGAUAGAAAUUUAAGAUUGAACCCUAGUUUUGGUGGUGAAGUAUCGCAGCAAAAUGGGUUUUACCAGGUGUCCCGGUUGGAGUCCAAACACAUUAACUUCCCUAAGUCUGGGUUUGAUUAUCUCAACUGUGGCGACGGCAAUAUUUCAUCUGCUAAACAUUGUGAAAACCAUUAUGCUGAAAAGUAUCUUAAGGGUCCGGAGUGCAUGGAUGUGAAGUUUGCAAAGGAUAUGAAUCUGAAUGUGGCACUUCAAAAUGGCUUCCAAGAUGGGGUGGUUCCCCAACAAGAUCUUGCCAUUGAUGGAAGGGGGAAACAUGAGGUUCAACCUGGGGGAUUGCCUUGGCUCGGAGCAAAACCAGCUAGCAAUGAUGGUCCUGCUGGAGGAAAGCGAAGUUCAUCUCAGUUGGGGUUGGGCUUCUUAAAAGAACAUCCGCAGCAGUCUUUGAAUAAAAGUGAAACUGGAAGCAGUCCUAGUCUAAAUUUUAUUCAGAAUCUCAUGUCAGCUUCAUGUCAUCAUGAUGUUGGGCCUAAUAAAACUGAACCUGUUUUUUCAAGCGAGAAGAAGAUACUUGGGAUUCCCAUUUUUGAAAAGGCUCACAUUUCCAGCAACCGGUCGUCUUCUUUGCUUAGCUCCCCAACCAAGUCCCGUCAUUAUUCAUCUGCGGUUCAAGAGACUGAGAAUAGUUGGAAGAAGUUGGGAAUAGUUCAUAUUGACUUGUCUCUUGAUCCUCCAUUGCAGGACUCAGGAAAGAAGUUAACUACAGAUGAUAGGAUUGUAAAGAAGGGACUGGAUAAUAGCUGUACUAGCUCUAGGAAUCACAUUAAUUUGAAUACCUGUACAAAUGAAGAAGAGAUUCCACCGGAGUCUUCUGUUCCAAGAGACAAAGUGAAGAUUGCGGUUGAGAUAGACUUGGAGGCCCUUCCAGUGCCUGAUACUGAGGAGGACAUUCCUCCUGCAUGGGACAUCUGUAUAGGAAACCAACCUGAGGAACUUGUCCAGUCAUCACAACAUGGAGCUGGAGAGCCUCAUGAAGAACUUGCCAGAAUAGCUGCAGGGGCUCUAGUCUCCAUUGCAUCAUCUACUAUUCAGAUUCAGUUGGAGUGCUUCACUUGUCAACAACCAGAAUCUUAUCUUAGAGAUUCCUUAUAUUGGUUUGCAGAAGUGGUUACUUCAAACAUGGGUGAUCUUGAGAGUGAGGUCAGGGUAACUUCGAGGGAUGAGGAUGGUUGUGAUCAUAAUGAGUCAUCCUUUGAGGGGGUUGAUUACUUUGAGUGCAUGACGUUGAAGCUGACUGAGACCAAGGUGGAAGAGUACUGGUGUAGGCCCCAGGCUCUAGAGAAUGUGGAGGAAACAGUUUCCAUUUCAAAGCCCACUCGACCUCGAAAGGGCCAUGGGAGAAGGGGAAGGCAGCGAAGGGACUUCCAGAGGGACAUCUUACCAGGUCUUGCUUCUCUCUCAAGGCAUGAGGUGACGGAAGAUCUUCAAACAAUUGGAGGGCUGAUGCGUGCUACAGGUCAACCUUGGCAGACGGGGUUGGCAAGGAGGAAUGCUGCUAGAAAUGGAUGGGCAAGGGGGAGAAGGCGUUCAAAGGGUCCUGUUCCCAUGCCGGAAGCAAGCAAUGUCUGCCCACCUCCAGUGCAACCACUUAUUAGUAGUGAAGUGGGGCUGGAAGAGAGGAACCUAACAGGGUGGGGGAAGACACCUAGACGGCCCCGGCGACAGAGAUGUCCAGCUGGUAAUCCUCCUUCUCUUCCUUCUUUAACCGCAGUAUAGAAAGAGGCUUUGUGAUUUGAGAAUUUUAUAGAGGUUAUUUAGUUGGGGAGUCGGCAGUUUGUUUCUAUGGCUUUGGGGUGAGAUUGGUAGGAGCCAUGGGAAUUGCUUCCUUGUACAUGUCUUUGAGCCCCAAUUUGGGUGCCGUUGUUUAAUUGUGUUUUUGAGUUAAACAACUUUAUAAUUCAUAAAUAAUGUCGCAUUAUUCUUCUAA